GUUUGUCACCCGUGCUUCGUACUGCGGCGUGUUCAAAAGGGACUGAGGGAACCGCGACGACUUCAUUCUUCUCUUCCGCUGCAUUUAAGGAGACUGAGCGACGGUAUUCGGAUUGGGAAAAGGGGGUCCUUUCCCUCACAGGAGCGGUUCAAGAGGCUGAGAAGACGCGCACGCCUGAUGAUGACACAGUGCAGGGCCCUUUCCUCGUCUUAAACUCAAUCCUAAAUGGAUCCUGCCCUCCCGAGGGAGUAGCCCAGAAGGGCGCAGCUGGGCGACGGUACGCAUGCUUGGAAGGGGGAAGCCAAUUGCUCGAGCUGAAAGAAAGCUGCGUGAAGGCCCUGGGCGUGCAACAGUCUGUAGUUCCAGAGCCAACCCUGUCAGGCCGACACAACCAGGGUGGGGCCACCGGGGGAGAAAACCCGAAGCCUUGCAGCGGGGGACGUAAGGGGGGCACCCGCAUCCCACAGGGAGCGUCCGUCCUCGCUGCGCCGGUGCGGCUGGUGCCGGGCGGGCAUCUGCUGCGGAACGCGGAGCAUCCCACCUGCAUCUCCCCGGAGAAGGCCUUGUGCGGGCCUCCGUCUCCCCGUGGAGAGCCAGCGGCGCGCCGGGCUCCAGGCUGCUGCGGCAAGAUGUCGGUGACGUUCGAGGACGUGGCCAUCUACUUCUGCCCCGAGGAGUGGGCCGAGCUGGCGGGCUGGCAGCGGCGGCUCUACCGGGAGGUGAUGCUGGAGAACUACCAGGCGGUGGCCUGGCUGGGCUGGUGCGCCGUCAAGCCGGAGAUCAUCUGCAAGAUGGAGCGAGAAGAGACGCCGUGUGUGCCAGAGUGCCCUGGGGCGCGGCGGAGGCACCGCAGCCCUGAGCCAGCCCCCAAGAGACCCCACACCUGCACUGAGUGUGGGAAGAGCUUCAAAAAGAGCUGGGACCUGAAGAAUCACCAGCAGAUACACACGGGUGCACGGCCCUUCUCCUGCCAGCAGUGUGGCCGCAGCUUUCGGCUGAAGCACAUCCUGGCGUCCCACCAGAAGGUGCACAGCGGGGAGAAGCCCUUUGGCUGCACUGACUGUGGGAAGCACUUCGCUCAGAAGCAUCAGCUGCUGAGCCACCAGCGAGUGCACACCGACGUGAAGCCCUUCGCCUGCAGCCACUGCGGCCACUGCUUCAGGCGAAAGUACCACUUGGUCCGCCACCAGAGCGUCCACACCGGGGAGCGCCCCUUCGCCUGCACCCGCUGCCCCAUGGCCUUCAGAGACAAGAAUGGCCUCACCAUCCAUGAGCAGGUCCACACCGGGGAGUGCCGCUUCACCUGUGCCCACUGCCACAAGAGCUUCAGGAACCAGACAGAGCUCACCAUCCACCAGCGGAUCCACACUGGGGAGCGCCCCUUCGCCUGCACCCGCUGUCCCAAGAGCUUUAUGUACAAGCAGACUCUCAUCAUGCACCAGCGGGUGCACACUGGGGAGCGCCCCUUUGCCUGCGCCCACUGCCCCAAAGUCUUCAGGGACAAGCAUGCCCUCACUGAACACCAGCGGGUCCACACUGGGGAGCGCCCCUUUGCCUGUGCCCACUGCCCUAAAGCCUUCAGGGACAAGAAGACCCUCACUGAACACCAGUGGAUCCACACCGGGGAGCGCCCCUUUGCCUGCACCAGCUGCCCCAAGACCUUCAGGGACAAGAGGAACCUCACCAUCCACCAGCGGGUCCACACUGGGGAGCGCCCCUUCGCCUGCACCCAGUGCCCCAAGGCUUUCAGAGACAAGCAGACCCUCACCAACCACCAGCGGGUCCACACCGGGGAGCGCCCCUUUGCCUGCACCCAGUGCCCCAAGGCCUUCAAGGACAAGCAGACCCUCAUAGUCCAUGAGCAGGUGCACACCGAGGAGCGCCCCUUCACCUGCGCCCACUGCACCAAGGCUUUCAAGCGAAAGAAGACCCUGAUAGUCCACCAACGCAUCCAUACUGGGGAGUGCCCCUUCGCCUGCACCCUCUGCCCCGAGGCCUUCAAGCACAAGAAGUCCCUCAUCACCCACCAGCUGGUCCAUGCUGAUGAGAUGCCCUACAAGUGCCCCAAGACCUUCAACCAGAUGCACGAUCUGCAUUUACACGAGCAGGUGAAUCGUAGCCUUCCGACAGUGGUGGAGGGUGGGCAGCAACAGGGGGAAGGUCUGUCCCCAGUGUGAGGGCGGGCGGAGGCCAAGCCCUUCGCAGUCACUGCAGAGCUGCCAUCACAGUCACCAUAGACCUGCCAUCGCAGCCACUGGAGGAGAACUGCCGCACCGUUCAGUUGCCCCCACCUGGGUGUUUAGUGCCACUUGGGUGCCCGGGGGUGUCUGAGCUGCCCAGGGAUGGCACGGGGGCACAGGCAGGUGCUCUGCAUCCUCCAGGAGAUGGACCCAAGGCCAGGCGUGUCCUGGGCACGGCCACCCUCUGCCGGCAGCGCCGGCGGGGAGCGGGGCUCUGCCAGCUGCCGGGACAGCAGGGACUUCAAAUGAGGCGGGAGGCAGGGCCGGCCCCUGGCCCGGGAGAUGCGCCUGGCCCCGCUCCUCAGCGCUGGAGGACGGCGAGGCCGAGCCGCAGCCGAUACGGGCUGGCACACGGGAGAGCGGCCGUACAGCAGGAGCAGCCGCCGGCAGGGCUGCAGAGCCCGGGGCGGGUAAAAGUGAGGGUGAAACUGGUGGGUUGGGAUGAAUAUACCUUAAUAAUGAAAAAGAAAUAAUAAUAGAAAACUAAAGUGUAAGGAAAUGUAAGUGCUCUUCUUGGGUACUGAAGGCUCCUGCUGUCAGGAGCUUCCAAAAAUCCUAUUUUCGUUGCUAUUUCUCCCCUUUGCACCGAGCCGGGUGCGACUGUGCUGGGGCAGAGGAGGCGGAGAACUGGGGAGUAAAGUUAAACCCGGGACUUGAGUUGCGCGUUACGGGAAUUACUCGAGCGGGAGCCCCUUGUUGGAGCCGGGUGGGAGCAAGGGGAGGAGUUCCCUGCAACGUCAAACCCCGUAACCUGGCCCAAAGGGCCCCGGGCCGGGGAUUGGAACGGAAAGACCUUUAAAUCGGUGCAACCCACGAUUUGUGUUGCUCUCCUGGUUCCCUUGGGGAUAGGGUUAAUUUUCCCAAGGAACUGGCAUGGGACAUGGGUAUUCCGUACAGCUGCUUGGAGCGGGCUGGGGCGUCCUGGGUCUGGUGGGUGAGCGGUGGUACCGUAAUCGUGUUUGUACAUUCCUCUAUCAAUAUUAUUGUUUUCCCUUUGCUGUUCUGUUAAACUACUUUUAUCUCAACUGAUGAGUUUUGCCUUUUUGUUUCAAUUCUCCGCCACUGGUGUGUGGGGGUGAGAGCGGCCGCGUGGCUCUUUGUUGCCGGCUGAGGCAAAACCAUGACAGUCCGUUUUGAUGCCCAACGAGGCGCUCGAAGGCUUGAGAUAACAACAGAUCUGACCAGAGCAUGUUAAAAUGAAAUUUCUUGUAUGUAUUUAUUGUAUUAGUUAAAUAGUCACUGGUCACAGCGUUGCUUUGUUUGUUCUCAUGUUUACGUACAUUCUUGUAUGCCCUGUAAACCCCCCACGAUGCUGUUUGUCGCCUCUGGGAGAGGGAUCGGGAUUAUAAUCUUGCUGUCCUGUGUAAUAUCAAUUUAUGAUACAAUAACAUAACUUUAUGAUACAAUAA
This is a messenger RNA of Chroicocephalus ridibundus (black-headed gull), 3649 nucleotides long. Its product is annotated as gastrula zinc finger protein XlCGF26.1-like. The transcript is spliced from 5 exons. Bases 630 to 2177 code for a protein of 515 amino acids. Gene Ontology annotation, biological process: regulation of transcription by RNA polymerase II. NCBI's taxonomy places the organism in Eukaryota, Metazoa, Chordata, Aves, Charadriiformes, Laridae. Gene Ontology annotation, molecular function: RNA polymerase II cis-regulatory region sequence-specific DNA binding; DNA-binding transcription factor activity. The record is from RefSeq and is a predicted model, not a curated record.